UUUGAAAUCUUUUCCAAACGAUUGCGUCUAACCUUCCAGGAUAUCCUGCAGACACCGUGUCGGAUUUUCAGGGGUCUUUAGGCUACCGUUCCACAUUGUGAUUCACAUUCAUUCGUCGUUGAUGGUUCACUUUGUUUUCUGUAAGAAUUUGUUUAAAAUAAUGACUUCGUUUUUUAUUGUUUGGACGUUUCUAACCGUUUCGGUUGCAUUAGCGAAUGUACGGAAUGCCAACGGCCCAGGUUGCGUCUUUAAUUUGGAUCAAGAAUCGCCCAAAUAUCCUCCGCAUUUAUUUGACGCUACCAAGAAUGUAAUUAUUCAACCGGUUUUGGUGGCCAACAAAAGAGUUAUCAAUUUACCAGUCGGUCAGCAAGUUAUCGUCGCCUGUGCAGGAUGGAACAACGUUUUAAAUGCUGCCAAUCUGCCAGUCAGUGCAGCCGAAUGCGUUUCGCCAUCAUCUCAACUCCGUUUGGGCGCCCAGAGUCUUGGCUACAAAUCGUUGGGUUGCAAAACUCAAGCGAAAGAAACUCUGAAGACACUGGGAAAAUGUUCGACCGGAGGAACUUUGAUUGAGAUUGGAUGGCAAAUUAAAUCUUCUUUCCUCAAACAGAUAACCAUCUGUCACCAGCAAUCCACUGCCAACACCCUGUACUCUUCCAGCGUCAUCCGGGGAGCUUCAAUUCUGGCUGACGAUGAAUCCAACACUCGUCCACCCUUCCGCCAAGGAUCUUUCUUUGCAGGAAUUAACGUUAAUCGAGCUUACUUGCAAACCAGUCAAAUGGCUACUUUUACAAGGAUUCUUGGCUCGGCGGAGCUGGCUAGACGAUACCUGGAUCCUUCCAAGAGCUGGUACUUAUCUCGAGGUCAUCUGGCACCAGAUGGCGAUUUUGUGGAUGCCGCUAGUCAGGAUAUGACGUAUUAUUACAUCAACUGCGCACCCCAAUGGCAGUCGUUCAACAAUGGAAACUGGAAAGCGCUCGAGACGGCCGUCAGGAAUUUGGCUUCCGGGCGGAUGGCCGAUUUCACUAUUUACACUGGCACGUUUGGAAUUCUGACUCUCGCCGAUGUCCAUGGACAACAGAAACCAAUCACACUGUCAGAUGGGAAGAUUCCUGUGCCCAAAUACUACUGGAAAGUAAUUCACGAUCCAGCAAGUGGAAAAGCGACGGCAGUGAUUGGCAUUAACAAUCCCUAUUUGACUGUCAUUACCGGUGCUGACGUUUUCUGUCCCGAUGUUUGCAAUCAAGUGACGUGGAUCAAAUUUGAAAGAACUAGGUUGGCCAAUGGUUACACCUUUUGCUGCACAGUGCAGUCUCUACGCAAAAUCAUACCGUACUCUCCAGACUUGGGCAAUUUAUCUCUUUUGAUUUAAUUUGAACCAUUUACAAGUUUAUUGACAGAAGGAGAUUAUAAUAAAUUCAAUGUCAGCCUCUGGUUCUUUUUCAAAAAUGUUAUGAUAAUUUUUGAAUUUUGAUUUUAUUGUAAAAA
Molecule: messenger RNA, 1485 nt
Organism: Daphnia pulicaria
Lineage: Eukaryota; Metazoa; Arthropoda; Branchiopoda; Diplostraca; Daphniidae
Exons: 2
Coding region: 122-1369 (415 amino acids)
Biological process (GO): apoptotic DNA fragmentation
Cellular component (GO): nucleus; mitochondrial inner membrane
Molecular function (GO): metal ion binding; RNA endonuclease activity; nucleic acid binding
Source: RefSeq, a predicted model, not a curated record